ACUGGGUAGUGUCCCUAGCUACUGUUGCUAAGACUGUGGGUCGCCUGAGGUGGUGGGAGUUAGUUUUGGCAGCCCGUGCCUGAGAGACGUCGAGGGUCAUUGCAGAGCCAGGGAGGAGAUGGUGAAGCAGACGAUCCAGAUAUUCGCGAGAGUGAAACCCCCUGUCCGGAAGCACCAACAAGGGAUUUACUCCAUAGACGAAGAUGAAAAAUUAAUACCUAGCUUGGAAAUUAUUGUACCACGUGAUUUGGCAGAUGGGUUUGUGAAUAAUAAGCGAGAAAGCUACAAAUUUAAAUUUCAAGGAAUUUUUGAUCAGGAUGCAAACCAAGAGAUCAUUUUUGAAAACAUUGCCAAACCAGUUGCUGAGAGUUUCCUGGCAGGUUACAAUGGUACCAUCUUUGCAUAUGGGCAAACAGGUAGCGGGAAGACAUUCACUAUCACAGGGGGUGCAGAGCGUUACAGUGACCGAGGCAUUAUCCCAAGGACACUGUCAUACAUUUUUGAACAGUUACGAAAGGACAGCAGCAAAAUAUAUACAACGCACAUUUCCUAUUUGGAAAUCUACAAUGAAUGUGGUCAUGAUCUUUUGGAUCCAAGACAUGAAGCCUCCAGUUUGGAAGAUUUGCCGAAAGUGACAAUAUUGGAGGACCCUGAUCAGAACAUUCACCUGAAAAACUUAUCUCUUCAUCAGGCAACCACAGAGGAAGAAGCUCUGAAUUUGCUCUUUUUAGGAGACACCAACCGAAUGAUUGCAGAGACUCCUAUGAACCAAGCUUCAACCCGUUCCCACUGCAUUUUCACUGUUCAUUUGUCAAGCAAGGAACCAGGAUCUGCAACUGUACGACAUGCCAAACUUCAUUUGGUUGACCUGGCUGGUUCAGAGCGAGUCGCAAAGACUGGAGUAGGGGGCCUUCUUCUAACGGAGGCCAAGUAUAUCAACUUGUCACUACAUUACUUAGAGCAGGUUAUCAUCGCUCUUUCAGAAAAGCAUCGUUCACACAUUCCUUAUAGAAACUCCAUGAUGACCAGUGUCCUAAGAGACAGUUUGGGAGGGAACUGCAUGACAACUAUGAUUGCAACACUCUCUUUAGAGAAAAGGAACCUUGACGAGUCUAUAUCUACCUGCAGAUUUGCACAGCGAGUGGCACUCAUAAAGAAUGAAGCUGUUCUCAAUGAAGAAAUUGAUCCUAGAUUGGUAAUUAAACACCUACAAAAGGAAAUCCAGGAACUGAAGGAUGAACUGGCCAUGGUCACUGGGGAGCCAAGGACAGAGGCGCUCACAGAAGCAGAGCUCCUUCAGCUGGAAAAACUAAUAACAUCCUUUCUGGAAGACCAGGAUCCAGAGAGUAGAUUAGAGGUUGGCGCUGAUAUGCGUAAAAUUCAUCACUGUUUUCAUCAUUUAAAGAAACUACUGAAUGACAAGAAGAUCCUUGGAAACAAUACAGUCUCCUCUGAAGGCAAAGACCAAGACUGCCAAGAACCAUUAAAAGAGGAAGAAUAUAGAAAGCUACAAGAUAUUCUAAAGCAGAGAGAUAAUGAAAUCAAUAUCCUGGUCAACAUGUUAAAAAAAGAAAAGAAGAAAGUUCAGGAGGCUCUCUACUUGCCUGCCAAGGGUAGGCAUGAAUUCAGACACUCUCAGAGCCCACCCUUCCCCCUGGGAAACCCAGAAGAAGGCCAAAGAAUGCUACUACCCUCAGCUCCCUCGCAGGCCCAGGACUUCAGCACUUUGGGGUACAGAUCCAGUUUGCUCCACAAGAAAACAGGCCAGCAGAGAAUGAUGUGCACACAGGUGGCUGAUGCCUUUCCCUUAAAGACACUGAGGAAUCAGACCUAUGGAAUGUACUGGAACAAAUGG
This is a messenger RNA of Cebus imitator (Panamanian white-faced capuchin), 1855 nucleotides long. RefSeq names its product kinesin-like protein KIF6. The annotation marks the transcript as partial. The transcript has 14 exons. Gene Ontology annotation, molecular function: microtubule binding; microtubule motor activity; ATP binding. The record is from RefSeq and is a predicted model, not a curated record. NCBI's taxonomy places the organism in Eukaryota, Metazoa, Chordata, Mammalia, Primates, Cebidae. Gene Ontology annotation, biological process: microtubule-based movement.